Harmonia axyridis is the source of this 2336-nucleotide messenger RNA. RefSeq lists its product as uncharacterized. NCBI's taxonomy places the organism in Eukaryota, Metazoa, Arthropoda, Insecta, Coleoptera, Coccinellidae. The transcript is spliced from 11 exons. The coding region runs from base 133 to 2265 and encodes 710 amino acids. The record is from RefSeq and is a predicted model, not a curated record.
CUGGUCGUGAUGACAAAAUGGAAAGAUUGACGUUUAAUUUGAAUAUUAACGAAUUUUUUCUAAUAGUACUAUAUUAAUAAAAAUUCGCAUUUAUUGAACUUGAAUAAUUUUCAGGCUACAAAAUUUUAUAAAAUGGAUACAAAGGAAAAAUUGAUCCAAACUUUUGAAAAACUUGACUUUUCAUCUAAAUUCCCAAGUUCUUUUCAUGUAAAUCCAUCAACGAAUUUCAUUUGGCAACAGAUGAUACUUAAUCUUAAACCUAAGAAAGAAGUAGAAGUAUUUAGGAAGAAUAUUAUAAUCAAUAGAAUGGAAAAUAAACUGAAAAGGAAUUCAGUGCAAACUCCAGUCCCAGAAAUCGAAACUUAUGAAAAAUUGAAAAUUAUCAAUGGUAAUAUAGCAAAAAUAAAAGCUCGAAUACAGGAGAAACAGAACAAGCACAAUUUUCUACAUAAUAAUAACAAAGCUGAUUAUCUGAUAAUCGAUAGCAUGAAACAAAAAAAUGAAGAGAAAAAAAUAAAACUUCAUGCUGUUAAACUUAAAUCUGAACAGAAUGAAAAUGAAAUAAAACACAUUCAAGAAAUUUUAAAUAAAAAAGAAAUUUCAGGGAAAUUCGACAUUCCAAUUGAAGUAAUUUCUGAAAAUCUAAAAUACUUAGUUGAAGAGACUGAAAAAUGUAUUGGAAGUAACAGAUAUUCAUCAACCAAUAACCUUAGCUACAGGCAAUCAUCGAAAAUAAAUUUAUCUUGUAUCAAGAAUCGGACUUGUUUCAGUAGUAUGAAAAAAAGUCAAAAUAAGAAUGAAUUACAACGAUUUGUGAGCUGCAGUGACCUUCCUGUAGUUAAAGCGCUAUUUACAGAAAAUUUCAAAGAAAAUAAUAGGACUGCAAAAACCUCUGAUGAUUUAUCUCAUCUGGAUACAUCUGGUGAUCUGCUACCUGAGUCAUGCUUUGAUUUUAAGGCAGAUGAUGAAUUCCUUACCUCCUCUCAACCAACUUACUGUCAGAAAUACAUAAAAUCCAAUACAAAUCUUACUUCUAAAAGAGAAAACACACUUCGAAGUAUUUCAAACAUAUUUGAGCAAUCAAGUUUAUUUCCUGAGGAAAAAAUGGAGCAGAAACAUGAUUAUUUCUCUAAAGCUUUGGAAAACAAGAAUAUAAUUGGGAAUAUUGAAGAAUUAUUCUAUAGGGGAAACAUAGACAUUAUUUGGAAUUCCAUCUGUUCCAUUCUGAAGGAUAUCAAGAUGGAAUUAGAAAUGAACAUGAAGACAAUGAAUUUCAAAAGCGAAGAUAUAUGUGAUGAUGAUUUAUUACCAUUGAGCUUCAUCUAUAUAAAAAAUAAUUUGUUAUGCUUGAAGUACAGAAAACAAAUAAAAAUAUUGAAAAACUGUAUAAGGGAGAAAAAAUACGAAAUUGAGAAGAAAUUGAACAACCUGGAUAAAGAGCGUCUUGAGGCAUUACAGUUACAAUUGGAUAAGAUAAAAUUAGGAGCGGAAAUAAAUUUUCUCUAUAAAGAAGUAUAUAAUGAUAAUAACAUUGAUAAUGGAACAACUCUCAAAACAAUCAGAACUAAAAUAAAUAAUUCCAGAAAUGAUUUGUUCAAGAAUGUUGAAGCAAUUAGAAAGUAUAUUGAAAUCAAGGCAGAUCUGAUGCAACUAAUGAAGAAAUGCCAGGAGGAUACAAGUAUUUGUAUAAAAAAAUUGAACAAAUUCUUAAUGAAUCCAUCCUGGGCAGAUGCCCUGAAGGAAGACAUUGAUUCAAAGGAAAUAGAUGUUUUUCAAAAAUAUCCAAUGGAUUAUAUCAAACGCUUCUGUUUUGUUGAUAAGAACACCUUCUACAGAGAUUCGAUGAACAAUUUUUAUCUGGACCAAUUUGUCUCCAAGGAUAUUCUUUAUGAAGUAACAGCAGUAUUGGAACAUCCACAAAUUCCUCCUGAAAAACUAUUUGACAAAAUAGCUCAAAGAAGAGAUACAUUGCAAAUUUUAUCAUCUCUCGAAUAUCCAGAGGUGUCAAUUGAAAAUAACCAAGAUUCUCUCCAACUAUUUCAAGAAAAAGAAAAUUACAUUCAUUCAUUUCAAGAAAAUGUCAAUGCUCUUAUACAUUCAAACAAGGUGCAUCAAAUACUCAAAAUGUCGUCAUACGCAACAUUGAAUAUGGAUUUGUGGUUGGAUAUGCCUUUUAGACGUUUCGUUUCGAAGGAGAGAGAAGUAGAUGGUAAAAAAUAUUGUGAAUAUGAAGAAUCUUUCAAUUAUUUCAAAAAUAAUGAGUAAAAAUUUGAUCUAUGUUAAUAUCAUGUUAUUAUGUUACUGAUAAGUAUUAAUAUAAAUGUUAUUGUUUUGAA